GUUCCGCUGGCGCUGCCGAUGAUGCUCGUGACUGAUAGGGUUUCGUGACGUCAGGGAUAAGUCAAGUAACCAAACCUCCCCAUGUUCGACGUCCCUUUCUUCACGUUGCAAUUGCAUAGGGAUUUUUCUAAUGCGCGUAUAAGGGCGAAUCUCUCUCCUCUUCGGGCUGUAAAAUGGGAGGACUAGACAGGCUACGAGAUUUUAGUUUACUGAGAUGGUUAAGAGAAGAAAGACAAUCCAGGAAGUUGAUUCUGCUGAUCGUUUUCAUCGCUUUGCUGUUGGAUAACAUGCUGCUCACCGUAGUCGUGCCCAUCAUUCCAAGUUACCUAUACACGGCCGACAACCAGGAGGCCACGGCCCCGAACUACACCGUCUCUCCGCAGACGCCGUCCGGAACGUUCCAGACCAUCGUGUCGCUCUACGACAACUCCACGAGGGUGACCGCCGGCGCCGGCGCCGCGUUCACCACGGCGAUGCCGCCGUUGCCCACCUCUCCCGCCGCGCCCACGAACGGCACCGCGCCCGACUCGGACUGCCACGAAGGGGACAAAAAACUCCUGAACGAAAACGUGAAGGUGGGGCUGCUGUUCGCGUCCAAAGCCACCGUGCAGCUGAUAACGAACCCCUUCAUCGGGCCCCUUACCAACAGAAUAGGAUACCAGAUUCCAAUGUUUGCCGGCUUCUGCAUCAUGUUUCUUUCCACCCUGAUGUUCGCUUUCUCAAAGAGCUACAGCCUGCUGUUUCUGGCUCGAUCUCUUCAGGGCGUUGGGUCCUCCUGUUCCUCUGUUGCUGGGAUGGGAAUGCUGGCCAGUGUCUACACGGAUGACGAGGAGAGAGGGAACGCCAUUGGGAUAGCACUGGGAGGAAUGGCAAUGGGGGUGCUGGUCGGACCCCCUUUCGGAAGUGUGAUGUAUGAGUUUGUGGGGAAGACGGCUCCGUUCCUCAUCUUAGCGGUGCUGGCUCUGUUAGAUGGAGCCCUCCAACUGUUUAUUCUCCAGCCCUCAAAAGUGGAACCGGAGAGUCAGAAAGGGACUUCGCUGUUGACACUCAUGAAAGAUCCUUAUAUACUCAUCGCUGCAGGGUCCAUUUGCUUUGCAAACAUGGCAAUAGCCAUGCUGGAGCCCGCCCUGCCAAUCUGGAUGAUGGAGACUAUGUGCUCAAGAAAAUGGCAGCUAGGCGUCGCCUUUGUGCCCGCCAGCGUCUCCUACCUUAUUGGAACCAACAUCUUCGGCGUUCUCGCACACAAGAUGGGAAGAUGGCUGUGCUCCCUGAUCGGCAUGCUUCUUGUGGGGAUAAGCAUUCUCUGCGUUCCCUUUGCAAAAGACAUCUACGGACUGAUCGUACCGAAUUUUGGUGUUGGAUUUGCCAUCGGCAUGGUGGAUUCGUCUAUGAUGCCGAUAAUGGGCUACCUGGUGGAUCUGCGGCACGUGUCGGUCUACGGAAGCGUGUACGCCAUCGCAGACGUGGCUUUCUGUAUGGGCUUCGCUUUGGGGCCGUCAGCGGGCGGGGCCAUCGCCAGGAGCAUCGGCUUCCCCUGGCUCAUGACCAUAAUCGGGGUGGUGGACAUCCUCUUCGCCCCUCUCUGCUUCUUCCUCCGGAGUCCACCGGGCAAGGAGGAGAAAAUGGCUAUUCUUAUGGACUGCAACUGUCCAGUGAAGACCCGGGCGUACAACACACAGGACACUCAGAACUACCAGAUGGAUGAUGGAAUGGAGACUGAAAGCGAGGAGUAGCCGCGGGACAUGUACGUCACCUUCCAGAGUAUCUAUUUUCUUGUAAAAAAAAAAAAAAGGGAGAAAAGUUUAAAAAUUGACUCAUUUCGGUGUGAAUGUUCUGCAUCAUUUCCACCCCCCCCCCCCCCCCCCCGCGUGUGUUGUGUCACUGUGUCGUACUACCGAAGUAAACCAAAGUUGUUCACGUUGCCCAUUCAACACAAGCCGCUAGCCUUACCCCCCCCCCCACCCCCCCCACAGAAGGGAGAGAAACGCGAAAAGCGCAAAAGAGCCCAUCGUAGUCAGUCGUGCAGUAGGGGGGCACCUAAGGUCACCACAUUCUGAACCUUCGCGAACGAGUUCAAGCUUACAAAGAGAGGGGCAGAGACGUGGAGAAGGUUCCCGUUUGCAGAGGCGUUUUUUAAAAAAAUUUUUUUUAAAAAGGUGUCUUAAUCAAACGGGAAGCGUUCGGUCAUGCUUUUGGUUAACAAGCACAUCGUACGGGUUUUAAAAAAAAAGAAAAAAAAAGAAAGAAAGAAAAAGCCAGUGUUUGGAAAGAGAACAAACCGCAACCAUCUGCAUUUUUUCCCUUUGAUGUUCCUUUUGAAAGGGCCACCUUUUUGAUCAGGCACUUUACGCUCAUUCGGUGAAAGCACUGAGCACAUUCACGCCAUCCUGUCAGCUGAUUACCAUUGGAGCGAUACUGUAAUCUUUUAUGCUUUAUGUUUUAUUGUUGUACGGUAGAAGCACUGUGGAUUUUUAUGUUGUUGAAAACAGGUCAAUGUAUGUAAAUGUACUAUAUAUAUAUAUAUAUAUACAGGAUAUCAUACAAUGCAUUUAAAUAGUAUGUUUGUUGGGGGAAAAAACUUGAGAUAUAUAUAUAUUUUUAAUUACUGAAGAAGUGGCAAGAAUCAUGUCACAUCUUACCAUGAAAUAGGCCUUAAAAAUUUUCAUUAUUUCUGGAAUCAGGAGAAAUUUUUAAGAUUAAUUUGAACUACAUUGGGGUUUUUUGCAAUAUGAUCAUAUUGCUUUUUGUUGGGGGGGAAAUAUAUCGUUUUAGUAAAGAUGAGGAUAAGUGGACUGUUUUUGUUAGGCAUGGCCCACGGACUGUUCUUGGACUGUUCUUGUGCAUGGUGUCCCAGCAGUUUUCCUUAGAGCUUUCAGGUAUUGACUGUAUUCCCUUGGAGAUAUGUGUGUUGUUUCUUGAAUCUUCUCUGUUUUGUGGCCUAGGAAUAAAAACUAAUGGAUUACCUUAAAUCCAUUUUCGCCACGAAGUACAGAAUCUUAAUUAUUUCUUUAUGUAUGCUUCUGCUAAUAUUAUUUUAUUUUGAAUGUUAUUGUUUAUUUAUUAUUUAUUUUUAAUUGACCAAAAGCCAUUUUGUGGUGUAAAGAAAGUAGCUGAACUACCUAUGGUCUAUAUUGUACGAUGUACAAUAUCAUCUACUGUUUACCACUUCCCAUUCUCACUUUUUCUGUUGUGUCUUUUACAGUCAGAUAAUGUUGGUAUAACAAAAUGUCCCAGACUGGAAAUGGUGGACAUGUAACCUUAAAACCUGCUUAUUUGACUUUAACAAAUGUGGUGUUCAUUAUACAGUGCAACCUGCUUGUAAGAAUAGCAUCAUUCCCACACAGUUUUAUUCUUACAAGUGUGCUAGUAGAGGCAGAGUGAAUUUGUGUCAGGAAAAUGUAUUUGUAAAUUACAGCCAUGAUUAAAUUUAUGGUUUGUCAACAUAAAAUCGGUUAUCAGCGCCCUGCCUUGCCAUAUUGCAUAGUGACACGAUCGUCUUACGCACAUCAGUCUUUUAGGAAUGAGAAUUGCUACUGUACAAACCAGAAUUCUGAUGUUGCUUCUGAACCUGGAAAUGUGUUCUGGUCACAUGGUUCACUCAACCGAAGAAUAAAAUUAACUCGUAUUUCAA
Molecule: messenger RNA, 3631 nt
Organism: Anguilla rostrata (American eel)
Lineage: Eukaryota; Metazoa; Chordata; Actinopteri; Anguilliformes; Anguillidae
Gene: slc18a2
Product: solute carrier family 18 member 2
Exons: 16
Coding region: 174-1733 (519 amino acids)
Biological process (GO): transmembrane transport; xenobiotic transport; aminergic neurotransmitter loading into synaptic vesicle
Cellular component (GO): synaptic vesicle membrane; terminal bouton
Molecular function (GO): serotonin:sodium:chloride symporter activity; xenobiotic transmembrane transporter activity
Source: RefSeq, a predicted model, not a curated record